AUGGAUGAUAUUAAUGAAACAAGUUUUGUUGUUGACGAAGUAUCAAACGUGAUUAAAGAAAGUAUUGAGGCGACAAUCGGUUCACAAUCUUAUCAACAAGCGAAAAUAAAUACAUGGACAUCAAAUAUCGUUGAAGCUAUUCUAAAUUCAUUAACAAAAUUAAAUAAACCAUUUAAAUAUAUCGUUUCGUGUGUUAUUAUGCAAAAGAAUGGUGCUGGUUUACAUACGGCAUCAAGUUGCUUUUGGGACAAUUCAACCGAUGGUUCAUGUACAGUUAGAUGGGAAAACAAGACAAUGUACUGUAUAGUCUCGGUGUUUGGUCUGUCAAUUUAA
Molecule: messenger RNA, 333 nt
Organism: Didymodactylos carnosus
Lineage: Eukaryota; Metazoa; Rotifera; Eurotatoria; Philodinida; Philodinidae
Source: the annotation of a GenBank genome assembly